Clarias gariepinus (North African catfish) is the source of this 2311-nucleotide messenger RNA. RefSeq names its product nfe2 like bZIP transcription factor 2a (gene nfe2l2a). Lineage: Eukaryota; Metazoa; Chordata; Actinopteri; Siluriformes; Clariidae. Gene Ontology annotation, cellular component: nucleus. Gene Ontology annotation, biological process: regulation of transcription by RNA polymerase II; cellular response to oxidative stress. Gene Ontology annotation, molecular function: DNA-binding transcription factor activity, RNA polymerase II-specific; RNA polymerase II cis-regulatory region sequence-specific DNA binding. The record is from RefSeq and is a predicted model, not a curated record. The transcript is spliced from 5 exons. The coding region runs from base 140 to 1891 and encodes 583 amino acids.
UAUUUCCGUCAUCAUCGGCUGGCAGUGCGUCCGUGAUUAAUUUAGACUGUUUUAUUUCUUUUUCGUGGUUUAAAGAAAUACAGAAUAUCACAACAUAUCGGGAGUUCCCUUUUGAGGAAAGACAGUAAAUCUCGCCAAAAUGAUGGAGAUUGAGUUACCGAAAAUGCACCCGAUUCAACAGGAUAUGGAUCUGAUUGAUAUCCUGUGGAGGCAGGAUAUAGACUUGGGAGCUGGGAGAGAGGUAUUUGACUUCAGCUACAGGCAGAAGGAGGUGCAGCUGCAGCGUCAGAAGGAGCUGGAGGAGGAGAAAAGACAGCAGAUAGUGAGGGAACAAGAAAAGGCGCUUCUGGCACAGCUACAGCUUGACGAGGAGACUGGAGAGUUUGUGCCUCGGCCCACGCUUACCAACAACGCUCUGACGCAGGCUAACACUGCACCCGCUGAGAUCACACAGAAUGUGGCAUUUACAGCAGAGGAUGGAGAUGGCAUGUCAUUUGACGAGUGCAUGCAGCUGCUGGCAGAGACAUUUCCUCUAGUGGAGCCAGCAGAGUCUGCUCCUCCUUGUCUGGAUCCCACCAUUCCUCCCUGCACAGAUAGCACCAAUCUCAUGAUGCCUGGAGAAAUACCAAUGCUUACCCAGAAUCCCCUGCUGCCAGGGCCCAUGGACCAUACAUGGAUGGAUCUGCAAAACUGCCUGAACUUUCAGGAGCUGCUGGAUAUGACAGGAUACGUUAACACACCUCAACCUGCCAGUGUCCCGGAGUCCAACUAUAGCCAGUAUCUGCCUAAACUAAGUGAUGUCACCACCGGCACUGCCGAUAUGUGCUCUCCUGAGUUCAUGAACACUUACGACGGGGCUUUUAAUGAUGCUAAUCAGAUAAACAUGAAAACCCCAGAUGUAAACGAAAGCUUUGGACCAGACGAAUUCUGUGACAUGUUUUACCCUGAAGUUGAGGCUAAAGUGAACAGUGAAUCUCUUCCUUGUGAAAGGGGAAACACAGAUGGACAGCCAGAUGAGCUCCAAAAUGCUCCUUUGCUCAAACCCAUGGAUCUGCUCAGCCUCUCUCCUGGAAACUUUAACCCAGAAAAAACGGAAGACUUUGCUGAAUUCCCAGAUUCAGAUUCUGGUUUGUCUCUUGAUGCCAGUCCGAAAAUGAGCUCUCCUGAAAAGUCCCUGCAUGGAGAUGGCUCUGUUGGAUUUAGUGACUCAGACAUGGACGAGAUGGAGAAUGAUCCUGGAAGCAUGGAAUCUGAUUAUGCUAUGUUUCCCCUGAUGUUCCACAGUGACAGUCCUCAACAUUCACUUUCAGAGAAAUCCAGCAUGACUCUUGUGCAGGAGGAGACUGAUGAACCAAAGACAGAUCAGGCAGAGGCAAAUGGGUACUCCAAGCCACCUUUCACCAAAGACAAGCAGAAAAGGCGCUCCGAGGCCCGGCUCUCGCGUGACGAGGAGCGAGCAAGAGCCUUGCAGAUCCCAUUUGCUGUGGAACUGAUCAUUAAUCUGCCAGUGGAUGACUUUAACGAGAUGAUGGCCAAGCACCAGUUGAAUGAGGCACAGCUGACGCUCGUGCGUGACAUUCGCCGACGUGGCAAGAAUAAAGUAGCAGCGCAAAACUGCCGCAAGCGCAAGAUGGAGAAUAUCAUGGGCCUGGAGUAUGAGCUGGACUCGCUCAAGGAGGAAAAGGAGCACCUGAUUAAAGAAAAGAGCAAAAACAGCAGCAGUCUAAAGGAGAUGAAGCAGCAGCUCAGCUCGCUGUAUCUCGAGGUGUUCAGCAUGCUAAAGGAUGAGCAGGGAAAGCCAUACUCUCCUAAGGAAUACUCCCUUCAGCAGACCUCUGACGGCAGUGUCUUCCUCGUUCCUCGCAUUAAAAAGACUCUUAAGAGCAAUUAGCACUUUUUCUGCUUCUUCUCUUUCUUGGUACUAUGUAAUUCUGUAGCUAAGUACUAUGCAAAAGAGGAAAAAAAAACUUUAUAGACAUUUGCUUAAUCUUUAGCAGUAAAGAUGGCAGAACUAUUAUAUAGUUUUUGCUUAUUCUACUUUCUUAAUAUUCUUAAUAUCUCCUAUAUUUUGUACUUCUUUCUAUUUUAUCUGAGAAUGUUUUAUCUUAAUGGUUUGUAAAUACAUUUAUACUUCAUUUGCUAUCAGAAUAUCAAAUAACUUACUGUAUUGUACUGUUUUAGGAUGCUACUAAUUGUGUUGCGAUCACUGGCACUUAGAAAAGUCUGUUUUUAUAUCCUAAUUUAAAAUUCUAUUGCAAUGUUUUCUCUUGACCUAGUGCUAUAUAAAAAAUAAACCAUUCAUUUAAUUUUA